Molecule: messenger RNA, 427 nt
Organism: Schistocerca piceifrons (Central American locust)
Lineage: Eukaryota; Metazoa; Arthropoda; Insecta; Orthoptera; Acrididae
Product: histidine-rich glycoprotein-like
Exons: 2
Coding region: 35-271 (78 amino acids)
Source: RefSeq, a predicted model, not a curated record
GCCUACCAUUCUGCUUGCGACUACCUGCUGAAAUAUGAACAAGUUUCUGAUCUUUGUUGGCGCUGCGUUGUUGCUGGUCGUAGCCAUCUGCUCUUCACCAGCGGAGGCUGUAGCUGAGGCAGCACCGCAGUUCGGACACCAUGGGCCACCACACCAUGGACCACCACACCACGGACCACCACAUCAUGGACCACCGCACCAUGGGCCUCCUCACCAUGGACCACCACACCAUGGACCUCCUCACCACGGCCCUCCUCACCAUCAUGGUUGAGUGACAGACUAAUAGCUGCUGUCGCAGUGUCAUUCACCUGCAUUUCCUCAUUCCGAUUAUCAGAAGUACCUUGCUGGUGGCCACAUAAUUCUUGGCUAGGCAAUACGAUGUAUGUGUACAAAUUGAUUAUUGUUUACAAUAAAUAAUUACAAAUCA